Molecule: messenger RNA, 2123 nt
Organism: Pelodiscus sinensis (Chinese soft-shelled turtle)
Lineage: Eukaryota; Metazoa; Chordata; Testudines; Trionychidae
Gene: FAM241B
Product: family with sequence similarity 241 member B
Cellular component (GO): intracellular membrane-bounded organelle
Source: RefSeq, a predicted model, not a curated record
GCUCACUCUCCUCGCUCAACUUCCUGUGAUGUCAGGCUGGAGGAAGUAGCAGUGUGGGGACAAGUCUCUCGGAGUGUAGGAGUAGAGAGAGAGAGUCUCACCGAGGUGUAACAAGGUGGGUAUACCGUGUAACCCUAAGGAUGGUACGGAUUUUGGCCAAUGGAGAUAUUGUACAGGAUGAUGACCCCCGGGUGAGAGCAAAUGCUCAGCAUCGGGAGAACAUCUCCAGGCAGGAGUUUUUCAACGUGGUGCCUAAUGCAGGCCAUGCUCCACCGCAGCAGCAAGCUGCCAGGCCCGGGGGGCGCUCUCCAUUUUCCGAACUGAACCAACAGCUAGUGAACAUGGGAUUUCCCCUCUGGAACCUCGGUAACCACGUGGUGGAGCCAGUGAUGUCCAUUCUGCUGCUUUUCCUCCUCAUGAUGGUGGGCGUGCGGGGGCUUCUGUUGGUGGGCCUUAUCUACGUGGUCUCACACCUCAGUCAGCGGUGACAAUGUCCUCUUACAGGCCACCACGGCUACCUGCUCGGUGACGAUUUCCUUGGCAGGCGUGUGUGUGUUUGUGAGUGAGUGUGUGUGUGUGUGUGGGGGGGGGUACACGUGUGCACAGGGGCAUAGCUGUAUAUUCUGAAAGUGUCCGUAUGUACCAUUGCAGGGGAAUUGAAGUGAGGCUUUUUUUUUUCCCACAUUAAGCUGCUCUGUUUUAGGGUUGUCCAAGCGAGGCCUGGCUUUCCCUGGAGCUUCCAUCCCCAGCUAGAGAAGUCACGCUAGAAGUCCAGCCAUAGAAAGGGUCUGGCAUGUCAUGUUGUGUCAUCCAGCACUAACGAGAUCCAGUGUCUCGCCCUGAGGGGACCUGACCUGGGAGCUUCAUUUUCAUCUGCAGGUGUGAAGGGCAGGAGGGGUCUCCAAGGAGCGAUGAAACAAACAUGAUGUGAGACAAUUUGAAAACAGCUUGGAGAAGGCAGGGUUUGCCAUGCAAAUUAGUGAUUUGAUCUUAGAGGUGUAUUAGAAGGGAAAUGUCAGUUAAAAGAAGAAGAAAUAUUGAUGGGCUUGACUGACAGCACGUCUUAAACGCAUGGGACUGGAGGGCUAUAAUAAGGGCCUGAAGGGGGUUGUUAAAAUAAAAAGUGGAGAGACCAGAAAGGAGCUUGAAGAAGAUUAAAACAGGGAAGAAGAAAAGUGUCUGUAAAACAGAUGAUGCCACCUGUGAUUUCGUCUUGCCUGGGUUGUCAGGGAUAUUUGUGUUUGAACAAGAACUUGCUCCCUUUCUUCUGCUGUGUGGGACUAUUGUCACUGCAGGUGAUAUCUUUGCCCUUCUGCAAUGGAAAUGAUUCCAGCAUUCAGAACCAGGGGAAGUUGGACUUGGAAAUGUGUGGCUGGAGGAACCAAUUUUUAAACAAUAGACAUGGAUAAUUUGCAAAAGUGGAAAUGAAACACAUCUGCUAAAAGAUCAUAUUAGAGAGGGGUUGUUUUUGGUGUGGUGUAUUUUAAAGCCUUCUUCAAUCCUUUGUUAAGGCUAAGAAACAGAAGAACUUUCCCCUGGAUGAGCUGAGAAUGAGUGGGCAAUAUUUCUCCUCCAUUUGAUAAAUAGGAUUGGGCCCCAACAAAAACAGCAGAUCCAGACUUGGGAAGUUCACAUCCCAUCUGGAUCCAUAUUUCAGGUCUAUUUGUCAUUAUAGUGGGCCAAACCACACCCACAAAUUUGCAGGGAGUAUUUAAAUUCUGUGAGGUUUGGAUUCAGAUCUAGAUACAGUUUUGAAUUCUGACUUGGGACCAUAUUGGCUUAUAACAGCUUUAUUCUUAGUGUUUUCGCGCACACGUGUGUGUGUAUGUGUUGGAGAGGAGGAGCCUUGCUGAACACUUGUGUAGCGUGCAUGGACAGAGUGGUUCUUGUUUUUGUUCAAUAAGCAGAGUGAAGGAAAUUGUGUAUCACAAAUUGACUGUAAAUUUCAGCCUUCCCCUGUGGAGGGUAAUAAUGCCAAGAGCAACACCUCAGGUUCUCCUCUGGUUCCUGUGAUAAUGAGAACCUUCUGCUGAAACAACAAGGAGAAAAAACUGAAACAUGACAUUUUAUAAUAAAAUUGAAGUUGUUCUGUGACUCUGGUACAUAAACUUCUUUCCAAACUU